GGCGACGGGUGAUGAUGAGGCCGGGAAGGCCGGGCUGCUCUGGGGGAAAGGAGUGAAGGGAACGCGGCACCAGGCCGGCAUGAGAUUUUUAAGGCAAUUAAAAAGCUUAUUCCCUUGCCUUCUGAAAGUGAAGUAUUUUGGAUCAGAAACAUUAUUUCCAACACUGUGGAUGCUUUGGAACCAGUCUUUUAAUCGAUUGCCUGAACAUCUUCCAAAAAUUCAGAGACAAAGUUUCUUCACCCUGCAGGAGAUGGCUGAUAAGAAACCUGAGCUUGAUGCGUUCUUGCCACAUCCCAGAGUACGUGGAAUGACCACUCUUGACAAAGCUGCUUUCAAAAAUGAUAUUAUCAUCCCAGCUCUUUUAGUUAACAAAGACAUAACAAGCAAUCUGCUGAAGUCUCUUAAAGGAGUACUACUCCAGCGACCAGGUCUCAAGAGAGUCGUUGAAGACCCUGACGAUGAAAACAGAAAGUACAUUUUGUUAGACCCACAUAAAAUAUCUGCUGACGGUUCUCUGGGUGAAUCUGAGCAACAGAUCUUAAAAAGCUUUGGUAUUAACCCUGAAACAGUCAAGUAUAACAUGGAACUUACUUAUGAUAAUUUCAAGACAGAAGAAAUUCUGAAAGCAGUGCUUCCUGAAGGCCAAGAGAUCACUACAGCCUUCAGCAGAAUUGGCCAUAUUGCUCACAUGAAUCUGAGAAGCCAUCAGCUGCCUUAUAAACAUUUAAUUGGACAAGUUAUCGUUGAUAAAAAUCAAGGAAUAACCUGUGCUGUAAAUAAAAUCAAUAUUAUAGACAGCAUGUAUCGAAACUUUGAAAUGGAGCUACUAGCCGGAGAUGGUGCCAACAUGAUAACAAAGGUUAAAGAAAACUAUAUCUCAUAUGAAUUUGAUUUUUCCAAAGUCUAUUGGAAUCCUCGCCUCUCUACCGAACAUUUGCGGAUUGUCAACCUUUUAAAGCCAGGAGAUCUUCUCUUUGAUGUCUUUGCAGGGGUGGGGCCUUUUGCAAUCCCUGCAGCAAAGAAGAACUGCAUGGUGUUUGCAAACGACCUCAACCCUGAAUCAUGCAAGUGGCUCCAGCACAACUGUAAACUAAAUAAAGUGGACAAAAAAGUCAAAGUCUUCAACCUAGAUGGCAGGAAUUUCUUGAAAGGGCCAGUGAAAGAAGAACUGAACAAGCAUCUCUCUUUGAAGGAAUGGAAAAAUUCUGUACACAUCAUCAUGAACUUGCCAGCCAUGGCAAUUGAGUUCCUGGAUGUCUUUAGGCAUCUUUUGAAUGGAGAGCCAGUCAGUGCUGAACUUCCAAUAGUGCACUGCCACUGUUUUUCCAAACAUGAUAACCCUAUGCAAGACAUUCAAGAAAGAGUUGAAGCUUUACUGGGAACUUCCUUACAUGGUCUUUGUUCUUUUAAAUGGGUGAGAAAUGUAGCACCCAAUAAAGAAAUGAUGUGCAUUAGCUUUCAACUUCCAGCUGAGGUGUUAUACAAGCCGCUGACAGAUGAUCCAGAAGAACCUCCAUCUAAACGACUAUGCCCAAAUGAAAAUCUCACUGAAGAAAAUAAUCAAACCACCUAGGAGAUAUGUGGAUCAUGACAUUAGAAUUUUAAUUCCAUUUUCAAGGUGAGGAAAGUACAUUGCAUCUGCUCUCUGUGUAACAGCAGUUAUCUAAUCUGUCUCAGAGUUGGUAAUUGCACACUUACGAGUUGAUUGUACUUUUAAAUUAUGUAUGUUCUUUUAAAUUAUGUAUGAUUAGGGUCAACUCUCUUAUUUGAAGAACAUUAAAUUUUGUAUUUUUCCAUAAUUUGUAGUAUUUUGUGUUCAAGCUUGUGUCAUUAUUCAUCCACCAAUGAGGAAAGUAUAAAACUAAAUGAACAAGAUGAAGUAUUUCUCUGCAGUCUUGAAGUACCCAUACAUAGGGCAUUGGAUGUCAUUCCUCCUGUGAAGUCUCUGUCCAGCCACAGAUCCUGAGCAGCUCCUGAGAAGCUAAGGGGGUUGAAGUAAAAAACAAUGAAGUAUUUGAAGUAUAGUGAAAGUUGCAAAUGGUGGUCCCAUGAGAGUGGGAUUCUGCAAGUGUCAUAAUUGUGAGCCAGUUGCCAAAAACCUGAAUCAUGAUCAUAUGACCAUGAGACACUACAAUGGCUGCAACUUUUGAGGACUGUAAAACUCCUUGUUCAGUGCCAUUGUAACUUGGAACAGUUGCUGAAAGAAUGGUUAUUAACUGAGGAGCAUCUUUAUUCAUAAUCUGAAUUUUUUACUUCCUUGUUUAUAAAAGCAACUGUGUUUAUAUACACAUAUCUGAUGUUUAUAUGCUCCUGUUUCAGAGGAAAAGAGAAUUCAGGAUAUGAAAUAAAAAUAUUAGUUUGUAAAACUAGGUGUAUGUUAUAUCUAGAGAGGCCUUCUUGCAGAAAGGUGAUUUGGAGUGCGUUUUAAUGUCUGUCAGCAUCCAGUUAAACAUAUAUUUUCCUGGAAUCAAAGAAUCUAAAAAAGAUGGAGCUUCUCCAUGAGUACCACAAAAUUCAAAAUCAUCUUAGAAUCUGGAUUGUGUAUAUCCCUAUUUAUUUCAUCUCUUAUAACUAUCAAAAAUCAAACAGGUAGAAAAAUGUCAGCCUUCUCCAUUCUGAAGAAAAACUGAUAGGCAUUUGUGUUUUGCACCAUUAUAUUCUAAAAGGCCCAUUCUGUUGGAGCUUGUAAAGAAAAACUACACAAAGUUUCAAAUAGUUACGAUUUCCUUUUGUAUGUGUUUUUGGUAUUUUUAGAGCCAGAUACAUAAUUGCAUAUUUACAGAAUGACAGUUGUUGCAAUCUCCAAUGUGGUUCUGAUUUCAUUGCUCAGAACUCAAGGUAUUAUGGAUGAAAAUGUAUCUCCGAUUCUUGUAUCAUGCUUCAGGGAAGAAAAAUAUAAUUCAUUUGCAUUAGAUACUGACUUAAGAGAAGAAAAGGCUUUUGGCUUGUAGUAGAAUUGCACUAUACAGGUUUAAUGAAAACAGCAUUUCAGUGGUUUUGCAAAUAAAAACCUGAAAAGAAGACAUAGAAACUACAGAAAAUAACAAGAAGGACAUCUGGAGUUAUUUUUUUAAAAUUUUAUUAGCCUGUUUCAGAAACCUUAAAUACAUGAAACGAUUGCUCACAUCUUCCAUUAACAUCCCAGGAGAGUCACACAAAGCAUCUCCCAUU
Messenger RNA from Pseudonaja textilis, 3171 nucleotides. It is a transcript of the gene TRMT5, whose product is annotated as tRNA methyltransferase 5. Gene Ontology annotation, biological process: tRNA N1-guanine methylation; mitochondrial tRNA methylation. Lineage: Eukaryota; Metazoa; Chordata; Lepidosauria; Squamata; Elapidae. Gene Ontology annotation, cellular component: cytoplasm; mitochondrial matrix. Gene Ontology annotation, molecular function: tRNA (guanine(37)-N1)-methyltransferase activity. The record is from RefSeq and is a predicted model, not a curated record.